AUGAGCGGACAAGAACCAUCUGUCGUACCACUUGAAUCUAAUCCUGAAGUUUUCAGUGAUUUUGCCCAUGGGUUAGGGCUUGAUAAUUCCUAUGGGUUUGUCGAUAUCUAUUCCCUAACCGAUCCCGACCUAAUGGCUUUUACACCCGCUCCAGUGAAGGCACUUAUACUGUUAUUUCCAUUGAAUGAUUUCUUUGAAACUUCUAAGGAUGAUGCAUCUGCCACUGAGGAAUCUCAAGAUGAGCCUGUUUGGUUCAGACAGAGUAUUAAAAAUGCCUGUGGUCUCUAUGCACUAUUGCAUUCUUUGAGUAACAACUCACAACUAUUACAAAAGGAAUCUAAGUUGUUGCAAUAUUUACAAUUACAUCCAUCCAGUGGGAACAGAUAUGCUGAUAAUCCAACUGAUGAAUUUGUUUUAUCCAUUAGUGAGACCAAUGCCGAUAGGUUUCAAAGUGGUCAGUCGAGAGCACCUGAUGCCGAUGAGGAUGUCAAUCUACAUUUUGUAACGUUUGUUGAAAAAGAUGGUAAAAUCUAUGAACUAGACGGUAGGAGGCCUCAGGGUGCCAGACUUUUAGGUAAUGCAAGUAAGAGUCCCGAUGAAGGUCUACUAGGUGAAAAACUUGUUAGCGAUAGGGUUCAAUGGUAUAUGGAUAAGGCUGAUGAGAAGAAUAAAUUACAUUUCAACUUAUUAGGCUUAGCUCCUUCCCUAGAUUAA
This is a messenger RNA of Zygosaccharomyces rouxii, 714 nucleotides long. It is a transcript of the gene YUH1, whose product is annotated as ubiquitin-specific protease YUH1. Gene Ontology annotation, cellular component: cytoplasm. The coding region runs from base 1 to 714 and encodes 237 amino acids. The transcript has a single exon. Gene Ontology annotation, molecular function: cysteine-type deubiquitinase activity. Gene Ontology annotation, biological process: ubiquitin-dependent protein catabolic process; protein deubiquitination. Lineage: Eukaryota; Fungi; Ascomycota; Saccharomycetes; Saccharomycetales; Saccharomycetaceae. The record is from RefSeq and is a predicted model, not a curated record.